This is a messenger RNA of Linum tenue, 1884 nucleotides long. NCBI's taxonomy places the organism in Eukaryota, Viridiplantae, Streptophyta, Magnoliopsida, Malpighiales, Linaceae. The record is from the annotation of a GenBank genome assembly.
AAACAAAUUUCCGGUCUCUAUAUAUAAUCGGCGACGCCAUUGCUUGGCUUCCUGGCUAGCUACUAAAAUCCAAUUACACAAUCAGAAAGCUCAUUUUACCUCCUCCUUCUUUCUUCUCGUACCCUCUCUCUGUUUCUCCCUGCUCCGUCUUUGUUCGCGCUCAGAAAACGAGCAAAGGAACAACAACAAGCAAGCAGCAGCAGCAGAGCAAUACCGCCAGAAAUGUCCUCCAGCGACGGAGAGCUUGUUGAAGAAGUCAUUACCAACGAUGGGGAUUCGGGUGCCAGCGAUUUGAAGCAGCGGUUGAGGGAUCGAACCAAGACGGUGGUUCAAACCAAGGAGAUUCUGUCCAAGCAGGCUACCCAAACCAAGGCGAAGAUCGCUAAACAGGCGGUGAAGAUCGCUAAACAAGCAGAGGAGCAUGAAAGGUUCAUCAAUAAGGUGACCCAUUUUCUUGGAGUGUUUGGGUUUGGAGGGUUUUGCUAUCUCUUGGGUGCAAGGCCGCAGGAUAUUCCAUACGUCUAUUGUUUGUUCUAUGUGAUAUUCGUCCCUCUUCGGUGGAUAUACUACCGCUACAAGAAAUGGCACUAUUAUCUUCUGGAUUUCUGCUACUAUGCAAACACUAUCUUCUUGGUCAACCUCCUUCUGUACCCAAAGAAUGAGAAGUUUUUCAUGGUUUGCUUUUCAUUUGCGGAAGGGCCGUUGGCAUGGGCAUUGAUUGUUUGGCGAUGUAGUUUGGUUUUCAACUCUGUGGACAAACUUGUUAGUGUCCUGAUACAUCUUUUACCAGGGGUGGUUUUCUUUACCAUUCGGUGGUGGAAUCCAGCAACCUUCGAAGCCAUGCAUCCAGAAGGAACUGCAGCCAGAGUGUCGUGGCCAUAUGUGGUACAAGACAAAACAUUCCUGCUCAAUUGGUUGUUUUGGGUGCCUCUAGCUGCCUACACACUGUGGCAGACACUCUAUUUCCUCAUCGUCAACGUCCUUCGCCGUCAGCGAUUGUUGAGAGACCCAGAAGUCAUGACUUCCUACAGGGAGCUGUCAAAGAAGGCACAGAAAGCAAACAAUGUAUGGUGGCGCCUUAGUGGUGUACUCGGGGAUCAGAACCGGAUGCUCAUGUACAUUUUGUUGCAAGGAUUAUUCACGGUGGCGACCAUGGCCCUCACAGUGCCCAUCUUUCUGUCCUAUCGACUGCACGUGGUGUUCCAAAUUCUGAAAGUCUCUGCUGCCGUGUGGAAUGGUGGGAGCUUCCUCCUGGAAGUAAUGCCUAGGCAGGUGAUUCUCAAGGAGAACAAGAAGAAAUUGGAGACCAAACCAGUAUCAGCUGGCGAACACGAUGAAGUAGGUUCAGGCCACCUGGCGGAAGCGACAAUGAAGAUGAGCAAUUCUGCCGAGGCAUUGCAGCCCCAGCAGGAAUAAAAUUCAGAUCUUUAUUUUUGCUGUUGUAUGUCACUUUGUACUCUUUGCCUUGGGGCGCUCGACGCACUCACUCUCUCCACCUUUUCCUCUUCUCAGUCGAAUAAUUCGUUGGCUCUUGAUGACUUGUUUCAGGUAGGAUCUCUCGGUUCAGUUCAGGUGCAUGAGAGUUUCAGGUUGCAGUUUGCUGUAUAUAGUAAAAGAAACUCCACUGGGUUGUUCUUCUAAAAAAAAAAAAAAAUGAACCAAGCUAAUCAAGAACAUGAAAAUUUGAUUACAAAACCACCUCCUCAUUGCUGCCUGGAAUGAGGAGACUGAUGAUGAGGCCACCCAGAACGCCCCACUGCGACGUAUAACCACUCUCAACUCAACUCAUUGUUGACGAUGAUGGGUGAUUAAUCCGCCUUUUUCUCAGCAAACAGCCCUUCUCCUUGUUUACUUAACAAGGGAAAGGCCAAAAAGAAUGAAUCA